Spirodela intermedia is the source of this 1299-nucleotide messenger RNA. The record is from the annotation of a GenBank genome assembly. Lineage: Eukaryota; Viridiplantae; Streptophyta; Magnoliopsida; Alismatales; Araceae.
AUGGGGUUUGCAGAGGAGAAGGGAUCGAACGUUUUGUUCGCGAAGACUAGCUGCUUCGGGGAGGAGCAUGGGUCUCGCCAGGCACUGUUGCCGAAGGAGGGAAAGGAGGGUUCGCUGGAGAACGCGAGGAAACUCGAGUUAGUGGAUUACGAUUCGUUACCCAAGUACUUGAAGCACAACGAGUUCAUUCUAAGAUACUACCGAUGCGAGUGGCCUCUCAAGGAUGCCAUCCUCAGCAUCUUCUCCAUUCAUAAUGAGACUGUCAACGUUUGGACGUAAGUAACCCGUUUGUCUAUCUGUCUUUCUCUUUCUUCUACGUCUUGGUUUUUGGUCGGAUUUAGGUUUUUCCUCAAGAAGCUAAUGAAAGUUCUAUUCUGCAGGCACUUGAUCGGAUUCUUCCUUUUCCUAUCUCUAACGCUGUACGCCGCCAUGAUGAUCCCGACGGUCGCAAAUUCUCUGUAUGCCCAGCAGCCGCAUUCCGGCGUCGAAUCUCCCUUCUCUUCUCUGUCCAACACGUCCGGAUUCGGAAGCAUAUUCAAGGAGAUAAAUACCUCCUCUUCCCAGACGUCAAUGCCUCAUCCUCAAUUUCACGAUUAUUUCGGAAAGAUUUUCGCGGCGAGGUUUUCUCUGGCAAACGACACAGGCGCAUCCGCCGUGAGAAACGGUGAUGAGUCCGCCGCCGCACCAUCGGGUCAGGCAAUCUCCCGGUGGCCCUUCUUUGCCUUCCUAUGCGGAGCCAUGUUCUGCCUUCUCACGAGCAGCGCCUGCCACCUCCUCUCCUGUCACUCGGAGCACACUUCCUACGUCAUGCUCCGGCUUGACUACGCUGGCAUCUCCGCCCUCAUCGUCACCUCCAUCUUUCCCCAAGUCUACUACACAUUCGCCUGCGAACCUUUCUAUCAGACCGUCUACACUGCCGGCAUCACCACCCUCGGCGUGCUCACCGUCUUGGUCUCCCUCAUUCCGUUCUUCGAGACGCCAGAGUUCCGGAUCGUGCGCUCUCUGGUAUUCGUCUGCAUGGCUCUCUCCGGAUGGGGGCCAAUCGUGCACAAGCUGAUGCUGUUCGGCAACCGACCGGAGGCGCUGCUGACGACCCUCUAUGAGUUUCUGAUGAACAGCUGCUACGGCAUAGGGGUAGUGAUCUACGCUACGAGAGUUCCGGAGAGAUGGAGCCCGGGGAAGUUCGACCUGAUCGGGCACAGCCACCAGCUCUUCCAUGUGCUCGUCAUUGCAGGGGCUUACAUCCAGUACCUCGCCAUGUUGGUUUACCUACAAUGGCGGGACGCCGAAGGUUGCUAG